Molecule: messenger RNA, 1948 nt
Organism: Austrofundulus limnaeus
Lineage: Eukaryota; Metazoa; Chordata; Actinopteri; Cyprinodontiformes; Rivulidae
Product: B2 bradykinin receptor-like
Exons: 1
Biological process (GO): G protein-coupled receptor signaling pathway; calcium-mediated signaling; positive regulation of cytosolic calcium ion concentration
Cellular component (GO): external side of plasma membrane; membrane
Molecular function (GO): C-C chemokine receptor activity; bradykinin receptor activity; C-C chemokine binding
Source: RefSeq, a predicted model, not a curated record
CGACGACUGGACCUUCACUUUCAUUCCAGUGUACAUCUGCUAAUCUCUGUGCUGGGGAUUGUCCUGAAUGUCUUUGUCCUGAUGGUUUUCUGCCUCCACAAGAAAGCCUGCACCACACCUGAGAUCUACCUGAGCAACAUGGCUGCUGCUGACCUGGUUCUGGUUUCCUUUUUGCCCUUUUGGGCUAAUUAUAUUUCCAACUAUUAUAACUGGAUUUUUGGUGAAGUCAUGUGCAAAAUUGCCAAGAUGAUUAUUAUAAUGAAUUCAUUUUGCAGCAUCUACUUCCUGGUUUUGGUCAGCAUUGAUCGUUAUUUGGCUCUGGUGCACCCUCUGUCCUUUAAAAGAAUACGUACACCAUUUUUUGCUAAACUGGGUUGUUUGCUGGUGUGGAUUCUGGGCUUCAGCUUUGGUGUUCCAACAUUUAUUUUCAGAAAAGUAGUAAAAAAUUAUGAUAAAAACAUUUGUACGACUGUCAAUUUAAGCUAUACUACUGUCUUUACAAGUCAGUCUCUAAACUUAGCAUUUGGGUUCAUUGUUCCUGUUUCCAUCAUUGUCUUCUGCACUGUAAAAAUUAUUAAAAUUUUGAGAAGCAGGCCAAUGGAAGGAGUAAAUGCAAAGAAAACAGAACAAAAGGCAACAACUUUGGUUUUGGCAGUGCUGCUGGCAUUUCUUAUCUGUUGGGUUCCAUACCACCUGCUUGGGAUAAGUGUGCUCCUUCCAAUCACUGAGUGCAGCACACGCAAAGUUUUCUACAUUUGUGGGCAGAUCUUCAGCUACUUAGCCUACUUCAACAGUGUUCUCAACCCCAUUCUCUACAUCAUUGUAGGAAAAAACUUUAGAAAGAAAGUUCAAGAACUUUUCAGGCAGUGGAAGAACAAAAGAUUCCUGAUUGUCAGCAAAACAUCCACGAGCAAAACUUUAUCUGGAAAUAGGAACUCUGCAGAUUCCACCAACAGAACAGAAAAUGUGUCAUCCAUUGAGUUGUAAAUUUUCUAGCUUAAUGUUUUUCAUCAAACAUGAAACACGAUGGUACUUAAAGACAUUUGACAUGUUGGAAGGUUUGUGUUAAGCAAAAGUUAAAAUCAGACCAUCUAAAAUACAUUUUUAUUCAACAGUUUGUUAUGUUUUAAAUGAGUUGUAAUUACAGGUGUGGUGAGUUUUGAUCAAAUGUGGCUCUUGUUCAGAUUAGAUAAAACUUURUUGUCCUAAAGGAAAUUUGUCUUGGAUACAGACUCUAACUGCUACAAAAUCUAAAACCAUGACCAUCACAUUACAUGCACACCUAAAACCAUUCUAUAAUAAAUAUAUUUUAAGAGAAAUAAAAGAGAAACCAUGUCAGUACAAUUUAAAAUUUUAGACACCCUCGCCUACAAUCGCAAUUUAUUGGUUGUUACUGCUGAUGGCUUGGAUAGAAAGUGGAACAAAUGAAUUCUUAUAGCAGUUCAGUCAAUGCAGGAACUCUGAGACUCUGAGUUGUUCUGAACCUUUCAUACCAAAACAGUUUAGAAAUGUUUUCAGGAUAACACAGUAAUAAUGCUGCUACAUAAUUAUACAGUACUGCCAAAUGUGUUUUAUGUCAUCAUAAUAAUAGACUCAAACUGAGGUGAUGGAAGAAAUUAAAAGAUAGGGAAAAAGCUGAAGUUGUGCCUCUGUGAUAGUGUAGAGUCCAAUAGASAAGUGUAAUUGCAUUUGUUACAACUGAAUGUACUGCAUGUCUGUGUAUUUUAGCUCUUUUCACUGUGAAAUGUUUGUUUAACAUUUUGUAACCCAAAACCCGUCAUAACUACUGCAUAUCCAUGCUUCAUUUCUCUGUUAUCUGUGUGUUUUUAACUUUAAAAGUCAUUAGUAGCUGGCAAAAAGAAGUAUUGCUAAUUCUGACACUUCUGCAGAACAACCCAGCACAUUGUUUGACAUAAGUAUAAGGUCAAUUUGUGUGUGUGUAGUUACA